This is a messenger RNA of Priapulus caudatus, 1432 nucleotides long. Its product is annotated as retinol dehydrogenase 13-like. Lineage: Eukaryota; Metazoa; Priapulida; Priapulimorpha; Priapulimorphida; Priapulidae. The transcript is spliced from 8 exons. The record is from RefSeq and is a predicted model, not a curated record. Gene Ontology annotation, molecular function: oxidoreductase activity. Bases 220 to 1260 code for a protein of 346 amino acids.
GGAGUUUCCAAGGAUUACGGGAAAAUUCAUUAUCUCCACUGUACAAUAUAUCUACCUACUUGUGCAGUUCUUUCGUCUAACAUCAAUGACAAUAUUUAUUCUUUACUCUGCUUGAAGAAAAGCCUAGUUCAUGAACGUAGCUGGUCACAAUAUCUCUAUCUGUAUUAACAUGCAGUUUCUAUAGUUGUAGUCUAAAUUAAGGUUGUCUUAUCAAAUAAAAUGUCGUUCUAUAAACCACCGGCAUUUUACUAUCCGAUAAGUAUGGUCCUUGCGUUUGGCGGUGGCUCAUUACUGCUAAGGGAUCUGUUUAUCGUCGGUCCACCAUACAAGGGAGACGAAAGACUAGAUGGCAGGACUGUUGUCAUCACUGGAGCUAGCUCAGGAAUUGGCAAGGAGACUGCAAGAGCACUAGCCAAAAGAGGUGGAAGGAUCAUCAUGGGCUGCAGAAAUGUUGAAGAAGGAUUGAAAGUGAGAGAGGAGAUAAUCAAGGAGGCUAGAAAUCCAAAAGUUGUGGUUCGGAAGUUGGACCUAGCGUCUCUGAAGUCCAUACGUGAAUUUGCUGAGAAGAUUAAAGAAAAGGAAGACAGAGUGGAUGUAUUGGUGAACAAUGCAGGAGUGAUGCGGUGUCCAAAGCAACUAACAGAAGAUGGGUUUGAGAUGCAAUUAGGAGUCAACCAUCUCGGUCAUUUCUACCUGACCAACCUACUGUUGGAUAAGAUAAAGUCGUCGACAAGCAAGGCACAUCACAGUCGCAUCAUCAAUGUUACGUGCAAAGGUCACAUGGCGGGCAACAUCAACUUCGAUGACUUGAAUGGUGAAAAAAAGUACAACCCAGGGCAGGCGUACAACCAGAGCAAAUUAGCCAUCUUGCUCUUUAGUGUUGGGCUAAGGAACCGUUUGCGAGGGACCGAUGUGAAUGUCUACACUGUGAAUCCUGGACUAACGGCAACAAACCUUUCGCGUCAUCUUGGCAUGCAUAAUUUCUUCCUCUCAAGGUGGAUGGUUGUCCCGCUGUUUAAAUUCUUCAAGAAGACACCAUACCAAGCCGUCCAGACAAUGCAAUAUGCCACCCUGUCAGAAAACAUAGAAAAUAAAACUGGAACAUAUUUGUGCCAGUGCCAAGUGCUGGAAGCAGUGGAUCAGAUGUAUGAGAAAAAGACAGCCGAGCGUCUAUGGACGGUCAGUGAGAAGUGGACGCGGUUGCCACUUGCAGACCCCUUACCACCUACAGCCCAAGAGACACCCACAAAGAAAGACUAGAUUUUUUUACUCUGAUUAAUUUAGAAUUGACAAGAUUAAAUUGUCACCUAGUACAGAGCAUGUGUCACAGAGUAAAUGCUCAUUUAGAUUUCGUAUUAAUCUAUGACUAGGAAAUGUUUUAUUUGUACGUAUAAGUUAUAGGAAUAAAGCUAGAAAUUUUGUUAUCAUUGUA